GUGUAUUCCGAUCGACCACGCGAGUACGCGAACGACACACGUUCACGCUCCACCGCGCCUACGUCCACCUCGGCUGGCUAACGGAGAGUUGAGUUGUCGCGCGCGCGCCUCAGCCACCGAGCCAGUUUGUCAGCCUCGCAGUGCCAGUCUCGCAGAUUCAAGACUCAAGACUCGAGGUCUCGUGGUCCCAAACCCAUUCCAGAACGCCACGCCGACGUUAAGCUAACCGGCCUACCGCCUCGACCCUCCCCGUGCGGUCACCAAAAUGGGCUUCCUCCACCUCCCGCGCCCUAAUAAGAAGGCGCGCGUCUCUCUCGACCGCCCCACAUCUUGGCUUGUGCUGCCCGACUGGCUCGACAGCAAGUCUACAUCCUCCCCCUUCUCUCACCUCGCCACCUCUCGAUCCUCUCCAACCGCGAACUCUCCACAGCCUCGGACUCGCGCAUCUCGCUCCUUAUCCAAACGCAUAAUCGAACGCUGGGCGUCCAACUUUGCUCCCACAGACAAGCGCACGGUCCCAGGCACCCACCCGAUCGGAACUCGGCGCACAAAGCACACCGGCCGCCGCACCAUGUCCCCCGAGACAACCAUGUCCCUGCCGCCCGGCGCGGCGGCGCCGAUGCUGGGCCGCGUGCUCGACUACGACUUGAAUGACACGGCGUUCUUCUCGCGUCCCUCGAUCCACUUCCGGUCCGACGAGGGCGGGGAGCCGACAAUCCGGUGCAUGAGCAUGUCGCUGGACGCGUACAUCUCGGGGCCGCAUGUUUCUGCGCACAACAACGUAAGUGCCGUGUUUCGAGAUGGUCUGGAUGCGCGAGAGCGAGGCCCGAAUUUUUGGAGACAUUGUGGAUCGAGGGUGGGGGGGAGGAAAGGAGAUUGGGGGACUGCCCGGAAGAGUAUGGGGCCAGGCACGGGGCUCUGCGGAGAUUGAAUGCGGAACUCCGGAACCGGAAGGGGGGUUUGAAGAUAUUCUAUGAGGCACGGGGGGCACGGGCACUGCGCAGGCACCGAGGGGGAGCAAGGGUCCCGAGAAGCCUCAAAUUCGGAUGGAGGGCGCACGGGCAGAGGAGGCGGUCAAGACGGGCAGGGUCUUUGGGGUAAGGGGGUGAAGAUUUAGGGUGUAUGGGAGGGAUGACAAUCCU
Cutaneotrichosporon oleaginosum is the source of this 1142-nucleotide messenger RNA. RefSeq lists its product as uncharacterized. The record is from RefSeq and is a predicted model, not a curated record. Lineage: Eukaryota; Fungi; Basidiomycota; Tremellomycetes; Trichosporonales; Trichosporonaceae.